AGCUGCGGGGCCGGAACGGGGCAGUGCGGGACAGGAGCGGUACCGGAGAGGUACCGGGACCGCGGCGAUGAAUUUCGCGGUGGGGCUGAAGCCGCUGCUGGCGGAAGCGCGCAGCAUGGAGAGCCUGGAGAAGCAGCUCAUCUGUCCCAUCUGCCUGGAGAUGUUCACCAAGCCCGUGGUCAUCCUGCCCUGCCAGCACAACCUCUGCCGCAAGUGCGCCAACGACGUCUUCCAGGCCUCCAACCCGCUGUGGCAGUCGCGGGGUUCCGGCGCGGGGCCGUCCGGGGGACGGUUCCGGUGCCCGUCGUGCCGCCACGAGGUGGUGCUGGACCGGCACGGGGUGUACGGGCUGCAGCGGAACCUGCUGGUGGAGAACAUCAUCGACAUCUACAAGCAGGAGUCCGCGCGCCCCCUGCACGCGAAGGCGGAGCAACAUCUGAUGUGCGAGGAGCACGAGGACGAGCGCAUCAACAUCUACUGCCUGCGCUGCGAGGCGCCCACCUGCUCGCUCUGCAAGGUGUUCGGCGCUCACAAGGACUGCGAGGUCGCCCCUCUGCCCGCCGUGUACCAGCGCCAGAAGAGCGAGCUGAGCGACGGCAUCGCCAUGCUGGUGGCGGGGAACGACCGCAUCCAGGCCAUCAUCACGCAGAUGGAGGAGAUCUGCCGCACCAUCGAGGAGAACGGCCGCCGGCAGAAGCAACACGUGGGGCUGCGCUUCGACUCGCUCUGCAGCAUCUUGGAGGAGCGCAAGAAGGAGCUGCUGCAGAGCGUCACCCGUGAGCAGGAGGCGAAGGUGCAACGCGUGCGCGGCCUCAUCCGGCAGUACGGGGACCACCUGGAGGCCUCCUCCAAGCUGGUGGAGACGGCCAUCCAGGCCAUGGAGGAGCCCCAGAUGGCCGUGUACCUGCAGCACUCCAAGGAGCUCCUGAAGAAGAUCACAGACAUGUCCAAGGUGUCGAUGAGCAGCCGCCCUGAGCCCGGUUAUGAGAGCAUGGACCACUUCUCCAUCAAUGUGGACCAUGUGGCCGAGAUGCUGCGCACCAUUGACUUCCAGCCAGAAGUGCUGGGUGAGGAUGAUGGGGACGGACCCACAGACAGCAGUGAGGGUGUGGGGGAUGAGGAAAACCUGGAGGCACCUGAGGCUGCUGAGGAUGUGGGACAAAGGCAGAAGCCACUGAGCUCUCCCCAUGGUCAGCACUGAGCUGGAUUCACAGCACAACGUUGGCAUCAACAAACCCUACAGCCCUACGACUGCUACGAGCCCCACAUGGUGGAGCUGCCGUCAGCCCUCAUUAAACCAAUGCAGAGGA
Messenger RNA from Lagopus leucura (white-tailed ptarmigan), 1310 nucleotides. It is a transcript of the gene TRIM54, whose product is annotated as tripartite motif containing 54. Gene Ontology annotation, molecular function: zinc ion binding. Bases 68 to 1201 code for a protein of 377 amino acids. The record is from RefSeq and is a predicted model, not a curated record. NCBI's taxonomy places the organism in Eukaryota, Metazoa, Chordata, Aves, Galliformes, Phasianidae. The transcript is spliced from 10 exons.